Chelonoidis abingdonii (Abingdon island giant tortoise) is the source of this 2098-nucleotide messenger RNA. Its product is annotated as E3 ubiquitin-protein ligase TRIM39-like. The record is from RefSeq and is a predicted model, not a curated record. NCBI's taxonomy places the organism in Eukaryota, Metazoa, Chordata, Testudines, Testudinidae. Gene Ontology annotation, molecular function: zinc ion binding; protein binding.
UUUGGGCACUGUUGAUCACUAAUUUGGCUCCUGAACUACUGACACCUGAGUAUCACUGCUCUAGGGUGUGACUUAGGAGUUUUCAAGGCAAAGGACUUUCAGGCACAAAGCCAGGGGAGGAGGGAGUCCACACCCUCUCCUGUCAAAUCCACUGCUGAGCAGAUGAAAGUGAAACUCAUUUAGCGUCUGUUUCCUGGAGAAAAGACUCAUGGCUCAGGCUGCUGCGAAUCUGACUGAAGAUCUCCAGAAUGAAGCCACUUGUCCCAUCUGCCUGGACUCUUUUAAAGAUCCAGUGAUCACAGAGUGCAGCCACAAUUUCUGUGGGGCAUGUAUCCGCGAGUACUGCAAGGAAUCAUCACGAAACCUCUCCUGUCCUCAGUGCAGAAAGACAAUCCAGCCAAGAAACUUCAGGCCCAACAGGCAGCUGGCAAACAUGGUGGAAAUAGCUGUGCGGCUCGGUGUCGAAGCAGCAAAGAAAGCGCGAGAGAUUGUGUGCAAGCAGCACAAGGAACCUUUGAAGCUCUUCUGCGAACAAGACCAGAGCCCAAUCUGCCUGGUGUGCAGGGAGUCCCGGGGGCACAGGGACCACACUGUGGUGCCCAUAGAGGAGGCAGCGCAGGCCUAUAAGGAAAAGCUUCAGAGCAAUUUGUGUUUCUUACAAAAAGAGAGAGAAGAAUUUGAACCAUAUGGAGAAGAGAAAAGCGACGAGCUGCUGAGACAGACAGAAUUGGAAAGACAGAAGAUUUUGUCGGAAUUUGAGCAAUUGCAUGAGUUUUUGAGUGAACAACAGUCCCUUCUUCUGGCGCAGCUGGAAAUGCUAGAUGAGGAGAUUUUAAAGAGGCAGCAUGAAUAUGUCACCAAAGUGUCAGAGAAAAAGUUACUACUCAACGAACUGAUCAGCGAGAUACAAAGGAAAUGUUCGCAGCCAGCGACAGAAUUCCUUAAGGACGUUGGCAGCACCUUGAGCAGGUGCGAGUGUGUGAAGGUCCCAACUCCAGACCCCGUUUCUCCUGUGCUGAAGAAGAGAGUCAGCGACUUCUCUGAAAAUAAUAACCUUGUAACAGGGGUGCUGGCCAUGUUCAAAGAGAAUCUGCGAGCUCAGCUGGAUAAAGAAAAAGUCAACGUGACUCUGGAUCCAGAAACAGCAAAUCCCCACCUCAUCCUGUCAGAGGAUGGGAAAAGUGUGAGACUCGGAGCCGGGCGGCUGGAUGUGCCUGACAAUCCCAAGAGGUUCAUGUCGAGCCCCUGUGUCCUGGGCUCUGAGGGAUUCACAACAGGGAGACACUAUUGGGAACUGGAGGUUGGAGAUGGGGACGGCUGGGCUGUGGGGGCUGCCAGAGAGUCUGUGGAGAGAAACAGGCCGUCAACGCUUCAGACGGAAGGGAUCUGGGCUGUACGUCUGGGCUGGGAUCGUCAAUACACAGCUCUCACUUUUCCCCCAACCCUUCUCUCUCUUGACGAGAAGCCCAGGAAGAUCCGAGUUCACUUGGACUACGAAGAGGGGCAAGUGACCUUUUACAAUGCAGAGAACAUGGCCCAAAUCUUCAGUUUCUCUGCCUCUUUCAAUGAGAAAAUCUUCCCUUACUUCUGGCUCUGGUCCCCAGAAUCAUGUAUCCAGAUGUGUCCCUGACGGAAUCAAGCUUCUUAUAGUGGCUCUCACAAGAGAACUCCUGCACAUUUGACAGCAGCUGGAGAAAGAGAGGAUUCAUUAAAAUAACCCUAACUAACCAAACGCUCAGAAAUUAUCUACUUGUAUUUCUCAUUGCAGUAAGUUCAUCUGCACUCGUUACCCAGAGCCUUGGGCUGGAUCGUCUCCUUUGCGUAUUGCCAUAAAACUGUGGUGUCUACUGGAUGUUCUGUACUGCCCCUUUAAGUAUCGAUGCCAGGUUUUCACCACAAACUUCAUAGCUUCACUCUGCUAGCACACUUAUGUCAGUCGGGGUGUGACCCACGAAGCUGUGCUGGCAAAAGCCCUAAUGUAAAUGCAGCGAUACUUUCAAAUGUGCACUUUUACCACUAUAGAUAAGGCUAAGAUGUUGUCACGGUUAUUUUUAGUAAAAGACAGGGACAGGUCUCAGGCAAUAAAGAAAAAUUUACA